AUGAGCAAAAUAGGUAAGGAGUUGCUGAUCAUCUUCGAACAGGAGGCAGAACAGUGGGCCUCGUACAUGCACUCCAUCCUUGCCAAAUCUGUCCUGGAGCCGGGGAUCUGUUGCUACAACAUUGCUAUGGUAUCUAAACGCAGAGACGACUUCCUGGAACUGAUGGGCUACAAGUGCAAAUUACUCAUCCUGUCACGAGGUAUGCUGGAAGGCCUGUGUCAGCUGCGUCGCUUCUUCUUAGCCCGGGUGCUGAAGCCUGAGGCUUGUGUGGUGGUGCUGCUGUGUGGUGUCGAAAGCCUGGAACCCCUGCUAGAACUCAUUCCUCUUAGGAGUGAAGAAUGCCUGCAAAUUUCAAGCGAACAAGAUGCACAGGAGUACCGCUCAGCUGUGCUCAACAUCAUUCGCAGAGGCGGACAGAUAUCAGCAGGGGACACGAAGAUUUCUCAGGAACCAAAACUGGACAGAAGGCACUCUGCUGGUUCUGCACUGGCAAAAUCCUCUUUGAUAGUCCUGCCCUGUCGUGUUCCUUGUGAGAACCCUGGGGAGGUGUUCCUUCUCCUGAAGCAGGCCAUGGCCAGUAAAGACUGGGAGGUGGAGUUCAGUGGGAGCAAGCAGAAAGUGAGAGUAAAAGCAGUGAACUGGAAUGAGAGCACUCUCAGUGUGACAGCUGCAGAAUUUCCUGCUGGGAGUGUAGUGGUAACGCUCUACUGUGGAGGUGUAAGAAAGGGCAGCACACACCUACACUACUACAACACCAUGGGAGAGAUUUCCCGCCUACUGAAGCAAGCUGCAGAACCGAUGAACUUCAUGUGUCAGGCUUUUCAGUUAUCCUCCUCAGAGAAGCUGGAUGCUAUUCUAGCUGCAUGCGUGUUGAAGAAGAUGCCUACUGGAGGUUUUCAAGGACUGCAGAAUGAUCAGACUCUGACUGGAGUAUCCCACUCAGAGGACAUCCCAACUCUCCUGCACUUUGCGGCGCAGUAUGGCUUAAAAGAUCUAACCAGUGUUCUGCUGCAGUGUCCUGGAGCUCAGCAAGCCAUCAGAAUCACCGACUGUUCCGGACACACACCACUUGUCCUAGCACAAAAAAAUGGACAUUCACAGCUCCAUGUUCUUCUGAAGGAAUCUCUGGCCCAAAGCAGCCAUGAUGACACAAAUGAUGACACAAGUGUGUACGAGUUGAUGGGCAGUACCGUGAAUCGGCGGGUUGCCGACAGCCGUGAUCAGCCUCACACAGCGGGAGCCAGAGAUGCUAAAGUGCAGGCGGAGAUAGACGACGAUCCCUAUACACUCGAAGUGAAUGAUGAAGAAUAUGACUCGAUCCUGGCCUCCAGCAGCGGCUCAGUGGUGAUGACCAACCGCCCCCCUGCACCUGCCCCCCGACCUGAGAGUCUCCCCAGCAAGGAGGUGAAUGUACCUUACAUCGCGCAGGUCUUCCAGAAGAAAAUGUCCCAGGCAGAUACUGAGACUCUCUACUCUUUUCCUGCUAAUCAAACCAGCAGUCAAGACUCAUGCACAUACGACACCUUUAUGCCGAGUCCAGUGCCCGGACUGGAUGAGCUCAUUAAACUGCAGGAGCAGGUGAAGAAAGGAUCACUCAGCGUGGACGAGGCCCUGGAGAGAUUCAGUGACUGGCAGAGGGUUCAGAAAGGAUUAGAUGGCAUCCAGCAGGAGAAACUGCGGCAGUUGCGGGCAAGCAUUAUGAAUAACAGAGAGGACAGUGAUGACAGUGUCUACGAUAAAAUCAACAUCGUUCAUCAUACGCCAUCUGCGCCUACUAAAGAAUGCAGAAAAGGAAGCCAGCAAGCAGAGGGGAACUACAGCAAACCCGCAAAUUUUUUUCGGAAAGCAGAUAAGCGAUGA
This is a messenger RNA of Clarias gariepinus (North African catfish), 1860 nucleotides long. RefSeq names its product B-cell scaffold protein with ankyrin repeats-like. The coding region runs from base 1 to 1860 and encodes 619 amino acids. NCBI's taxonomy places the organism in Eukaryota, Metazoa, Chordata, Actinopteri, Siluriformes, Clariidae. The transcript has 15 exons. The record is from RefSeq and is a predicted model, not a curated record. Gene Ontology annotation, molecular function: protein tyrosine kinase binding; signaling receptor binding. Gene Ontology annotation, biological process: B cell activation; negative regulation of B cell activation; negative regulation of phosphatidylinositol 3-kinase/protein kinase B signal transduction.